Messenger RNA from Verruconis gallopava, 1781 nucleotides. RefSeq names its product ubiquinone biosynthesis monooxygenase COQ6. The record is from RefSeq and is a predicted model, not a curated record. Lineage: Eukaryota; Fungi; Ascomycota; Dothideomycetes; Venturiales; Sympoventuriaceae. Bases 152 to 1642 code for a protein of 496 amino acids. Gene Ontology annotation, biological process: ubiquinone biosynthetic process. The transcript has 2 exons. Gene Ontology annotation, cellular component: mitochondrion. Gene Ontology annotation, molecular function: oxidoreductase activity, acting on paired donors, with incorporation or reduction of molecular oxygen, NAD(P)H as one donor, and incorporation of one atom of oxygen; 2-octaprenyl-6-methoxyphenol hydroxylase activity; FAD binding.
UUUUUUUUUUUAUUUUUUGGUUGAAGAGCACCAGGCUCCGAUACACGCGCGCGGUUGAGGCCCGCUUCUUUCUUCGCGCGCCCCAGAUGUUGUCCUGGCAGCUCUCCGGCCCUGGUUUGACGAGCUUUUCAUCGCGCUUCCUGCUCUCGCAAUGUUCUCGUCCCGACCGCCGUCGUCGUGGCUCGUACGGCUCCCGCACCACCUGAGACCGCUGUGCUACGGACAGCUGGCGCAGGCUCGGAGCUUCAGCCGUUCUGCUCGGAACCUGGCUUCGGAGCCCGAGCUGUACGAUGUCGUCUGCGUCGGAGGCGGACCUGCGGGCCUGAGUCUUGCCGCUGGCUUGAAAGCCUCGCCAAUCGCGUCGAACCUGAAGGUGGCUCUGGUCGAGAGCCUGGACCUCUCCAAGACAAAGCUGGACAACUCGUCGCCGACGAGGUAUUCCAACCGUUGCAGCUCGCUCACGCCGGCGUCCGUUCGCUUUCUGCAGGAAGCAGGUGUGUGGGAGCACGUCGACCAGGCGCGCGUGCAGCCGUAUCAGGCCAUGCAGGUCUGGGACGGCAUCACGGGCUCACGCAUAUCGUUCGACUGGGCCCAGGCGGCUGGCGGUGCUCGACCGGUCGGCUCGCGGACGAUCGCGUACAUGAUCGAGAACCUGAACCUCACUACGGCCUUGCAAAAGCGUUUGGCGGAGCUGGGCGGCGUGGAUGUCAUUUCGCCCGUCAAGGUCGAUUCGAUCGAGUUCGGCAAAGACACGCCCGCGCUCGACCUGCGCUCCUGGCCCAUCCUCACGCUGAGCAACGGAGACAGGCUAGGAGCACGGCUCCUGGUUGGCGCAGACGGUGCGAACAGCCCUGUCCGCAACUUCGCCGGCAUUGAGAGCCGCGGCUGGGACUAUGGAAGGAUGGGCGUCGUGGCGACGAUCCAGCUCGAGGGUGAAGGCUGGGGUGGCAGCGAGCACAAGAUUGCGUAUCAGCGUUUCUUACCUACGGGCCCGGUCGCCAUGCUUCCCUUACCCGGUAACAUGGCUACUUUGGUGUGGUCGACUCUGCCAGACCGGGCUAUGAAGCUCAAGCAGCUCAAGCCGGACGACUUCUGCGCCAUGGUCAACGCUGCGUUCAGACUGAGCAUGGUUGACAUUGACUACAUGCACACGAUUUCAGAAGGCCAAAGGGAUGAGUUUGACUGGAGAAUGCAGCACACGGCGACCAAUGAACAGGACCUGCCUAUGCGCGUUGUUGGCGUGCAGGAGGGAACUGUAGCUCCGUUUCCCUUGAAGCUUAGACACGCAGACAGCUAUGUCAUGGAACGAAUCGCACUCGUCGGCGACGCUGCGCACACGAUCCAUCCAUUAGCUGGACAGGGACUCAACCAGGGCCAGGCAGACGUGGCUUCACUCGUGAAAGUCAUCGAGGACGCGGUAGAGUCUGGGGCUGACAUUGGCUCCCAGAUAUCCUUGGAGAGAUACAACAGCGAGAGGUACGCCGCUAACAAUGCUAUGCUUGGUGUCUGCGACAAGUUGCACAAGUUGUACAGCUUCAAGUCUGGGCCGAUUGUGCCGUUGAGGUCUCUCGGCUUGCAGGCUGUGGACAAGCUCAGCUUCCUCAAGGGAUUUCUUAUGAGCCGAGCAGCUGGCGGAGCAUAAAAAGUUUGUAACAUCAUAGGGGAAUGAUCAAUCACAUCUCAACAAAUGUAACAUAGUACGGGUCAAAAACAAAUGACAUGAUGCAUUGAUGCAGACAAAAGAAUCCUCGUAUUGUUAACAUCUAUUGCGCAUCUAUCCC